AUGUAUGGUAAUUUCUUAGCUGGAUCACAUGACACAAUUACCUCAAGAAUCGAUCAAGAUGUAUUGCAGGUCUGCCUACGUUUCCGAUUUUUUCUCCCUGGCGGAAUCUUUCCACAAGCCCGUGGAGCUCUAGAUGGACAAAGUUUAAAACAGUUGAGCUGCUAAUUCCAUUCCUGUUGCAAAGAGGGAAAAGGAAGAAUAGAUAUGACGGAAUACGAUGAUCGCAGCUGUGGGUCAAAUAUGUUCUUGCCGAGCUGUACUUAUUACGUUUCGACGCCGGAUUUUACAUCAGUCUCCUCCUUUUUACCGCAGACUACUUCGUGUCAGAUAAAUUUCCCUUAUUCCCCCAACAUAGCACAAGUCCAACCUGUUCGAGAAGUUGCUUUCAGGGAUUAUGGACUGGACCAUCCCAAAUGGCACUACAGGGGCAAUUACGCGUCCUACUAUUCAACAGACGAGAUAAUGCAUCGGGACUUGAUUCAGUCUUCCAGCAACAGGGCGGAGGUGAUAUUCAAAAACGAGUCCUUGUACGGUCAUCACGGAGGAGCAAACCCGCCGUGCAAUUUCUUCACCAGUGUCGGCCGAAAUGGGGUUCUUCCCCAAGGCUUCGACCAGUUUUUUGACACUCCUAACUCCGAAAAGCCCAACGUGGAGCUCCCCAAACAAAAGACAGACUGUGCUGCUCCCAGUGAUGCUGCCGAUAACAAUCCGGCUUUAACCAAACUAGACAAGCAAAAUACUGAGCCGAGUGGGAGCGUCGAUGAGGACUUAACAUCUAACUGCGGCGACAAGAACAACCAACAGAGUUCAUCAACCAAGUCCAGGAAGAAGAGGUGUCCUUAUUCCAAAUACCAAAUCCGAGAACUUGAACGAGAGUUUUUCUUCAACGUGUACAUCAACAAAGAGAAGCGGCUUCAGCUGUCUAGGAUGUUAAACCUGACAGAUCGCCAAGUGAAGAUUUGGUUUCAGAACAGAAGAAUGAAAGAGAAAAAGCUCAACCGCGACCGCUUACAGUAUUUCACAGGAAAUCCUUUAUUCUGA
Melanotaenia boesemani (Boeseman's rainbowfish) is the source of this 1041-nucleotide messenger RNA. RefSeq names its product homeobox D11a (gene hoxd11a). Gene Ontology annotation, biological process: regulation of transcription by RNA polymerase II; anatomical structure development. Gene Ontology annotation, molecular function: RNA polymerase II cis-regulatory region sequence-specific DNA binding; DNA-binding transcription factor activity, RNA polymerase II-specific. Gene Ontology annotation, cellular component: nucleus. NCBI's taxonomy places the organism in Eukaryota, Metazoa, Chordata, Actinopteri, Atheriniformes, Melanotaeniidae. The record is from RefSeq and is a predicted model, not a curated record.